AUGAUACUAGUACUACUUACUUUACUUACUCGUUGCUUAUAUAUAUUGCGAUAUGUUGGAGCAGAUCCACCACGUCAACUACCGCAUUCGAAUGCAUAUGCAAAGUAUGUUGCUGAGUGCAACCUAUUCAAAGAUGAAGUAGCAUUUGUGGGCUAUAAAGUAAAUGGAGAUGGACUCACAAUGAAUGAAGAGAAAACGAAACCGAUUGUGGAGCUUCCGAUGCCAGAGAAUGUUAAACAACUACGAAGGUUUCUGGGAAUGAUGUCCUUUUAUCAGAGAUUCAUCAAAGGACAAACCAAAUGUUGUUCCAUCUUUUUUAGUACUAUUUCCAAAUGUCUCUUGUGGUCUUCCUCAUUCUUCGAGAAAACCAAUAUGUCAUCGAUAUAA
Cavenderia fasciculata is the source of this 387-nucleotide messenger RNA. RefSeq lists its product as uncharacterized. Bases 1 to 387 code for a protein of 128 amino acids. Lineage: Eukaryota; Evosea; Eumycetozoa; Acytosteliales; Cavenderiaceae. The transcript is spliced from 2 exons. The record is from RefSeq and is a predicted model, not a curated record.